Mesorhabditis belari is the source of this 432-nucleotide messenger RNA. The record is from the annotation of a GenBank genome assembly. Lineage: Eukaryota; Metazoa; Nematoda; Chromadorea; Rhabditida; Rhabditidae.
AUGAUUUUGUGGCCAACAUUUCAUAGAAGAAUCACUCAUUUGCACAUUCACAAAGCAAUGCUAGGUCAACUCUUUAUGAUCUCAUCGAUUAUGAUUGUUUUGAUAAUCUAUUGGAGUCAAGUGAACGAUGUGGAAACUUCAAUUCUUUGUUCAAGUGGUGCUUAUCCGUCAUUGAUCAAUCGAGUCGAGGGUACGAUGAAUAUCACGAUUUCCUCGUUUGCAAUGCUUUUCUACAUACCUGUGCUUUUUCAAAUUAAGAAACUUGAUAUCUAUCGUGGUUACGAGUUUUGCUUUUAUCUUUUAAUCUCGGCGAAGCCUUUAUUCAAUACAUUCGUGAUCGGGAUGGGAAAUCGAGAUGUGCAGCUAAAUAUUCGGCGAUUUUUCUGCAAAACUCGAAUGAGACAAAAGUCGAUUGCUUGGGAAAUCGGGAAA